This is a messenger RNA of Pocillopora damicornis (cauliflower coral), 2007 nucleotides long. RefSeq names its product tyrosine--tRNA ligase, cytoplasmic. Lineage: Eukaryota; Metazoa; Cnidaria; Anthozoa; Scleractinia; Pocilloporidae. The record is from RefSeq and is a predicted model, not a curated record. Gene Ontology annotation, molecular function: ATP binding; tyrosine-tRNA ligase activity; tRNA binding. Gene Ontology annotation, biological process: tyrosyl-tRNA aminoacylation.
AUCGCGUGAGAACAACUUGACCCGAACACACGAGAAAAGGGAAACAUAGGUUAAAUAUAAUUUUUUAGGCAAUCUCCUUGUAUGCUUCCGCGGGUGCUUACCUCAAGGAUUUCUUUUGGUGUAAAUCAGCUGAGAAACUGUAGACUGUUACUCAAUCCACAUAUUUAUACUCGCAUAUUUUUGUCCUCGAUCAUCAAUUCGACUGGGAUGGCUUCGAAUGAUUCGUAUUCUGCUGACGAAAAAUUCAAUUUGAUCACCAGAAAUUUACAGGAAGUUAUCGGUGAGGAUCGCUUAAAAACAAUUUUACAAGAGAAAAAUUUAUCUUUGUACUGGGGAACAGCUACAACAGGAAAACCACAUGUUGCAUACUUUGUACCAAUGACAAAAAUAGCUGACUUCCUCAAGGCAGGCUGUGAGGUGACAGUACUUUUAGCUGACCUUCAUGCAUAUUUGGAUAAUCUGAAAGCACCUUGGGAACUGUUAGCCCACAGAGUCAAGUAUUACGAAGAAGUGAUUAAGGCAAUGCUAGAGUCAAUCAAUGUCCCCCUGGAUAAAUUAAAGUUUGUGCGAGGAACAGAGUAUCAGCUGGACAGAGCCUAUGUCCUGGACAUAUUUAAACUUUCCACUGUUGCCACUGAGCAUGAUGCAAAGAAAGCUGGUUCAGAGGUUGUUAAGCAAGUCCAACAUCCUCUUUUGAGUGGUCUAUUGUACCCUGGACUUCAGGCUCUUGAUGAAGAAUACCUCAAAGUAGAUGCACAGUUUGGAGGUGUCGAUCAGCGCAAAAUAUUCACAUUUGCAGAAAAGUAUCUUCCCUCUUUAGGUUAUGCCAAGAGAAUUCAUCUUAUGAACCCAAUGGUGCCCGGUCUCACUGGUACCAAGAUGAGCGCAUCAGAUGAGGAUUCAAAAAUUGAUCUUCUGGAUGGUGCUUCAGUUGUUAAGAAAAAGCUAAAUAAGGCAUUCUGUGAAGAAGGAAACAUUGAGGAGAAUGGUAUUCUUGCAUUUGCCAAGUUUGUGAUCUUCUCGGUGUUGGAAAUAAAGAAUAAAACAGAAUUUGUGAUAGAAAGAGCUGAAGAAAAUGGAGGAAGAAUUGCAUUUAGAAAUUAUGCAUCACUUGAGGAAACAUUUGCCAGAAAGGAACUACAUCCACUUGAUCUGAAAAUGGGAGUUACAGCUUUUUUGAAUGAGCUUCUUGAUCCCAUAAGAAAGAAGUUCCAAACUCCUGAACUACAGAAGCUGAUGAAACAAGCAUACCCUGCUCCAAAGAAAGCAAAGGGUGGAAAAGGUGGAGCAAAUGCCACUCCUGAGAGAGCUGUUGAUCCUUCAAGGUUGGAUUUAAGAAUUGGAAAAAUUUUGUCAGCAAAGAAACAUCCUGAUGCAGAUUCCCUGUACUUAGAAGAAAUUGACAUUGGAGAAGAAAAGCCUAGAACUGUUGUAAGUGGUUUGGCAGAGUAUGUUCCAUUGGAGGAACUUCAAGACAGACUUGUUGUAUUGAUGUGCAACUUAAAACCUGUUAACAUGAGAGGCGUCACGUCAGAAGCGAUGCUCAUGGCGGCAUCUGUAACAGGUACUGAUGGUAAAAGACAAGUGAUUCCUCUAAACCCGCCAGCUGAAUGCAAGCCUGGUGACAGAGUCGUGGUGAAAGGCUACGAACAUGAAACUGCCGGAGAGCCAGAUGAACAACUGAAUCCCAAGAAGAAGAUUUUUGAAGCCUUAAAGUCUGACCUUUGUACCUCUGACGAUGGUGUCGCUGAGUACAAGGGAAGUCCAUUGAUGACAGCCGCUGGCCAAGUUACUUCAAGUCUCAAGAACGCACAGAUCAGUUAACGAUCGAAACUUGGGAACUUAAUGAAAUCGUAAAAUUGUUGUCACGCUGCUCAUGCUAGACUGAUAUGUCGUCAAAAUUCAAAUGUGGUCCUGUAGUGUAGUAGCAAAUUUAUAUUUAUUGGUAAUUUAACCAGCUUUUACAUCAUGUUUAAAAUGGAAGUAAAACCGCUACCAAAGACUGUC